Molecule: messenger RNA, 1596 nt
Organism: Penicillium soppii
Lineage: Eukaryota; Fungi; Ascomycota; Eurotiomycetes; Eurotiales; Aspergillaceae
Product: putative glycosyl hydrolase
Exons: 1
Coding region: 1-1596 (531 amino acids)
Biological process (GO): carbohydrate metabolic process
Source: RefSeq, a predicted model, not a curated record
AUGUCUCAAUUGUCCAGUCCGGUUCAUGAUUCUUCAAAGGAGACAACUUUGGGCGCCGUUGGCUCGACGGCGGAAGAGUCCACUCGCGAACCUAUCCUUGAUACGUUGAAAGAUCUUGUCGAUGCAUUGCAAGUGAUGCAAGACAAGUAUUUUGUGCUCUGGCAAGGUACAUGGCCGACCAGCAUCGAUUGGACCGCCGCUGUGUUGGGAACACAUGUUUCCGCGGCGUUGUCAUCUCUGACCUCUGGGCCGCUUGAUAUCCCCGACACUAAUGAACUGCAUGAAGGGCUGUCCUUCUUCACGCUUGAAAACACGGUCAGUCGAUUCUUCAGUCAGACUUCUGCGUUCUAUUUUGGCGAAAACGCUUUCAGUAUCAGAAACCAGGCAUACGAUGACAUGCUCUGGGUCGUGCUGGGAUGGUUGCAAAAUAUCAAGUUCCAGGAGCUUCACUCGGAUCUCCACUAUAUGUCUUUAAAUGCCAGCUCCGAACAACUGUGGUAUGGCACCCAGUUCCGUGUGCCUGCUGCGCACCGAGCACGAGUCUUCUAUGAACUUGCCUCCGCCGGCUGGGACAAGGUCCUCUGUGAUGGCGGCAUGAUCUGGAGUCCCUACCUGAUGCCAUACAAAAACGCUAUUACAAACGAGCUCUAUAUCUCUGCAAGUAUUGAGAUGUACUUGUACUUCCCGGGAGAUCCCAUCGACGCCCCGUUUAUUGUCAGUUCAGACGGCGGACAACCGUCACGAAAGAACCCACACGACCCUGCUCAUCUCAAGGCUGCAGUCGAUGGCUAUGCCUGGCUCAAGAAUUCGAACAUGACUGGUAUCGGCGGCCUCUAUGCAGAUGGCUUCCAUAUCAGUGGCUGGCAAAGUGCAUCGAAUCCUGGCUCGCGCAAAUGCGACCAGCUCAACACCAUGGUGUAUACCUACAACCAAGGAGUCAUUCUCAGCGGGCUGAGGGGGCUCUGGCUUGCGACCAACUCACGGGACUAUUUGCGCGAUGGCUAUGAGCUGAUCGACAAAGUACUACAAGCCACGGGGUGGCCGUACAUUUCCAGCCAGCAAUGGCAGGGGCUUGGCCGCGGAGGCGUGCUAGAAGAGGCGUGCGAUGCUAGCGCAACUUGUUCCCAAGACGGACAGACCUUCAAGGGAAUAUUCUUCCACCAUUUGGCAGAAUUCUGUCAGCCCCUUCAGCCACGGGAGAAAAGGUUUCUGACAGACGCAGACCGCAGCCCAGCAAAGGAUGACUGGAGCGCAGUUUAUGAGCGACAUCUGGAGCAUUGUCGCACCUACGGCCCUUGGAUCGAGCACAAUGCGCAGGCCGCUCUGGUGACUCGGGAUAGUGAAGGAAAUUUUGGGUCCUGGUGGGGUCGUAAAUACCGUCGGCUUGAAGCAGACGCGAUUGUGGAUAGCAGCACUAUACCGGAUGGGGCUGUUGACUACCGCAAUGCCGAUCGUGGCUCGGUGUCUCUGGCUGCGAGCUUCAGAACGAACGACUACAAUGAUCGUGGCCGUGGUCGCACGGUGGAGACACAAUCUGGUGGUAUUGCUGUGUUGAGAGCCUUGUACCAGUGGCAAUCCUAUGAUGCCCUGCCAUGA